AUGAUUGAUUUAGAUGACCAUCCAAUCGAUAUGGAAUAUUAUGAUUUGUUGGAGAUUCCUGCUACGGCGUCUAGUGCUGUCAUCAAAAAGGCGUAUUAUCUCAAGGCUAUAAAGUGUCAUCCUGAUAAAAACUUGGACAAUCCAUUGGCUGAAGAAAUGUUUAAACAAAUAUCUGAAGCUUAUCAAGUCUUGUCGGAUCCACAGCGUCGUUCAUUUUAUAAUAUUCAUGGAAAGGCUGCUGCAGUGGGUUCUGAAGGAUCUGUGUUUGUCGAUCCAGAACAAUUCUUCAGACAACAGUUUGGUGGUGAUAUGUUUGUUGAUAUCAUUGGUGAAAUAUCCAUUGCUCGGGAUUUUAAAGACGUCAUGGCUGCAAAAGAUCCAUCCAAAUCUAAUGACUUGACCACUGACUCCAACUCUUCUACAAUCAACUCGGGAACAGAAGUGCCAUCUACAGAUGCUACCACUCAAGCCAAACAAGACUCGGCAUUGAUGUACGAACAACGUCGUUUGAUUCGUAAAGAACGUAUUCAGAAACUGUCGCAUAAUCUUGUUGCCAAGCUUUCGCUUUACACUGAUGCCUUGGCAAACGAAUCACUCAACACGUUUCGUGCUUUAUCUACUAUCGAAGCCCAACAACUUGCUUUAGAAAGCUAUGGACCCGAAUUGUUGAGAGCGAUUGGAUUCACCUAUGUUUUAAAAGCUGAUCAGUGGAUUGCCAAAAUUGCUGCAGAGGAUGGGGGUGCUGUGCUAUGGCAUCGAGUAUGGGGACUUGGGUCUCGAGUAAGCGGAGCUAUCAAAGAAAAAACUCACAUUUUAAACGAGACGGUCGGGACGUUUCGUACGGCUCUAGAUCUGCAAAGCAAAUUCACCAAACUUCAAGAAAUGGAUAAAAAACAAAAAAAACAGGAACAAGAACUCCGCACGCAGCUGGAAUAUGAAGCGGCAACAAAGGGACUAGAAGCUUUGUGGAGAGGAUCCAAAUUAGAAGUUGAAUCUGUGCUACGCGAUGUAUGCGACGAUGCUCUCGGAGAUGCACCUGGUGUGUCGACCGAGUUACGUAAACGACGUGCUGAUGCUUUGCGGAUCUUGGGUCAGGUUUAUGAAACCGUUGGUAUUGCUGCUGCUGCCAGUUCCGUGCCCAAUACUUCCACUGGCACAUCUAGCCAACAGCCUCCAUUGCCUCCUCAAAAAUAG
Messenger RNA from Batrachochytrium dendrobatidis JAM81, 1194 nucleotides. RefSeq lists its product as uncharacterized. NCBI's taxonomy places the organism in Eukaryota, Fungi, Chytridiomycota, Chytridiomycetes, Rhizophydiales. The record is from RefSeq and is a predicted model, not a curated record. The transcript is spliced from 4 exons. Bases 1 to 1194 code for a protein of 397 amino acids.